Charadrius vociferus (killdeer) is the source of this 1001-nucleotide messenger RNA. RefSeq names its product solute carrier family 25, member 46 (gene SLC25A46). Bases 166 to 984 code for a protein of 272 amino acids. The record is from RefSeq and is a predicted model, not a curated record. NCBI's taxonomy places the organism in Eukaryota, Metazoa, Chordata, Aves, Charadriiformes, Charadriidae. Gene Ontology annotation, cellular component: mitochondrial outer membrane. The transcript is spliced from 7 exons. Gene Ontology annotation, biological process: mitochondrial membrane fission; axon development; mitochondrial fission.
UUUUUUUCAGAGCAGUUGAACAGAUUUGCAGGCUUUGGUAUUGGCCUUGCAAGCCUAUUUACAGAAAAUGUGUUGGCACAUCCUUGCAUUGUUCUACGUCGUCAGUGUCAGGUCAACUAUCAUGCUCGGAAUUAUCAUCUCACUCCAUUUACUAUUGUCAAUAUUAUGUACAGCAUCAAUAAGACACAGGGUCCAAGAGCUCUCUGGAAAGGAAUGGGCAGCACUUUCAUUGUUCAGGGCAUAACCCUGGGAACAGAAGGCAUCAUCAGUGAAUUUACACCUUUGCCAAGGGAGCUUUCGCAUAAAUGGAACCUCAAGCAGAUAGGUGGACACCUUCUACUUAAAGGUUUAACACAUGUGAUAGCAAUGCCUUUUUAUUCUGCAAGCCUGAUUGAAACUGUACAGAGUGAAAUAAUUCGAGACAAUCCUGGCAUACUGGACUGCGUGAAAGAAGGAAUCGGCAGAGUUGUAGGCAUGGGAGUACCCCAUAGCAAACGUCUCCUUCCUCUGAUGGUCUUGACUUUUCCAACUGCUCUACAUGGAGUUCUUCACUAUGUCAUCAGUUCCAUUGUCCAGAAGCUUGUUUUGUUUGUUCUGAAAAGGGAUAAUUCCCACAACCUUCCAAGUGAGAGCUCCACUUCUGUGCAGAGCAUGCUGGAUGCGUAUUUUCCAGAACUUAUUGCUAGCUUUGCUGCUAGCCUUUGUGCGGAUGUCAUGCUUUAUCCACUGGAGACAGUUUUACACCGCCUUCAUAUUCAGGGGACACGCACAAUAAUUGACAAUACAGACCUGGGCUAUGAAGUGCUUCCGAUCAAUACUCAGUAUGAGGGAAUGAGAGACUGCAUAAAUACUAUAAAACGGGAAGAAGGAAUGCUGGGUUUUUAUAAAGGAUUUGGAGCUGUUAUAGUACAGUAUACCUUGCAUGUGGCAGUGUUACAGCUUACCAAAAUUAUUUACUCAACACUGCUUCAAAACGUUUCUUAAUCUGUUCAGGUGUGAAU